AUGUUUAACAUUCUGUAUAGACCACGUUUACCCAAUGGGAAACAUGUACCUUUAAAUUGGUCACUCAAAUUGUAUCGUUGGACUAAUAUAAUCUGUUGGCCCUUGGAGGAUAACGCACCACAUUGGUUUUACUUCUUUGAUCGUUUUCUAUGGUUUUUGGGAUUUCUAUCAUUUGUUGUGCACAAUGAUGCAGAGUUGAGAUAUUUGCGUGUGUAUUUUAAUAAUUUAGAUGAAAUGUUAACGGGUGUACCAACGUAUUUGGUGCUGAUCGAAUUACAUCUGCGUGCGUUUUCAUUGGGUUGGAGGAAGAAUGAUUUUAAGAAGUUGCUGAAGAAAUUUUAUGCGGAAAUUUUAUUGAAGAGUGAAUCAGUCAACCUGAAACUCUUUAAGAAAAUCCAACGACAAAUGUGGCCAAUUUUAACAUUUUCUCUACUCUACUUCUUGGCCUUAAACUCAUACAUUGUCACUGCGGUCUAUGUCUUAGCCACCAAUAGAAGAGAACUCCUUUAUAAAAUGAUACCAACCGUGGAUUACAAGAAUAAUUUCUACAUCUAUUUUCCACUACUAAUGAGUAACAUUUGGGUGGGUUUUAUAGUCACCACCAUGAUGUUUGGCGAAGGCAACACAUUGGGCCUAUUAAUAUUUAAUCUAAAUGGUCGUUAUUUAAUGAUGCGUGAAACGUUUAAACAAAAAGUGGAUACGAUUUUGAAGAGUAAUUUAAAUAGUAAUAUUGUGGAGAAAUAUGAGCGCGUACUAAGGGAAACAUUAAAGGAAAACUUAAGAUUAAAUAAAUUUGCCCGGGAGAUACAAGAUGAAUUUUCAUUUCGUAUAUUUGUUAUGUUUUCAUUUAGUGCCAUAUCAUUGUGUGCCCUGGGAUUUAAAGUUUAUACGAGCCCGGUCAAUAGUAUUGGUUAUGCUUUUUGGGCUAUAGGCAAAAUUCAAGAGAUUUUGGCUUUUGGUCAAUUGGGUUCGACUAUUAUUAGUACGACCGAUCAACUUAGUACCAUGUAUUACGAGUCCAAAUGGGAAAUAGUGAUUGAGCGUUCCUCGAAUACUCCAGACAAUGUUAAACUUUUGAAAUUUGUUACCUUAUCUAUAGUCACAAAUCGUAAACCUUUUCAUUUUACUGGUUUAAAUUUCUUUAAUGUUUCUUUAGUGUCUGUGGUGGCUAUCUUACAGGGUGCUGGAUCUUAUUUUACAUUUUUGAUUUCUUUACGUUAA
Molecule: messenger RNA, 1221 nt
Organism: Lucilia sericata (common green bottle fly)
Lineage: Eukaryota; Metazoa; Arthropoda; Insecta; Diptera; Calliphoridae
Product: odorant receptor 74a-like
Exons: 5
Coding region: 1-1221 (406 amino acids)
Biological process (GO): detection of chemical stimulus involved in sensory perception of smell; sensory perception of smell
Cellular component (GO): plasma membrane
Molecular function (GO): odorant binding; olfactory receptor activity
Source: RefSeq, a predicted model, not a curated record